CGUCACUCCCUCACUCAGUACAUCUCUGUCGACUCUCGUCCCUCUCGCAUCAAAAAGCUGUCCCUUUUUCCUCCACCUUAGCUCAAGACUUCAGUCCGGCGAACGAUCUCCAACCAACCGUUGGGUCAGAUCUCUCGGGUUGCUCUUCUUCUUCUUCUUCUUCUUCUUCUUCUUCUUUGUGCAGCGACGGAAAAGCUAUGGAGCUACUGAGGAGCUCGUGCCUGUGAUUGGAUGGAGGACGCCGCCGCUCGGGUCGGCGACCUUCCAAUUCCGAGCACUAGGAGGAAAUUGCGCGCCAUUUCAGGGCACGUGGUUCUGAACUCCGGGAAUGAGGUAAGUUCGCGGGAAACUGGUUUCUGGCGAAAUGUGGACGAUUCGUGGAAAAUUCACCGGGGUCUGGAGUUCAUGAGGCGCUUUGGCUCAUUCAAUGUCGAAAAAGUUGGAUUUUUAUUUUGUUUUCUCGCGGUUCAAGUAGAUUGAAAUUCUGGUAUUGAUUGGAGGAUUUUGCUGAUUUUUAUCGGCUCCAAGUGAAUUGCUGAAACUCUACCACUGCUGGCCUUCAUCUAAUUGACUGCGACUUGAUGAUUUCGAUGUAUUGAACUCAGUUUGUGAAAGCUGAAGUGGAAUUGGAAAAGCUUGCGUUCCAGAGAGAGAUCAAAAGCAAUCAAUAAUUUACUCAUGAGUUGGAGCAGUCAUUUGGGUUUCAAUCAGAUGAGAGAUCUAUAUAUGAGCAAGACCAAGAGCCACCUGAAAUGUUGCAAGAACGCCUUCAGGUGGUUGCAAGGCAGAGAGAGCAAAUGCAGCAGAUGGAGAUUGAGAUUAGAUCUCAGAUAAUUGCGAGAGCUGGGAUCGCAGAUAUUAAGAAGAGCUUUGAUGCUAAAGUCCACGAGCUCGCAAAAAAGCAGUUCCAUGAGAAGGAACUCAGCGAGAUUAUAGACUUGCAAAGGACGGUGGAAGAAAAAGAUAGGCAGCUCAUUACAGUCAAAAGAGACAAUGAGGCUAAACGGAGACAGAUUAUGGAGUUGCAGGAACAGUACAGAGUAGCUCAAGAAACUAUUAUGUCCAAGGAUGAGCAAUUGAGGGAAGCCCAAGAGUGGCUCUCUCGUAUUCAGGCGAUAGAUGCUUCUCAAUUGUCAACACUACAGAUUGAGUUGCGAGAACAUGCAGCCCGUUCUCGAGAAAUCAAUGGCCUGCAGUCCCCCACUAUCCAACAAUCUGAAUUGCGAGAGGAGAUGGAACAGCAACCGGUAUUGCCCCAAAUCUCGUUCCCCAUGGAGUCUCAGAGAGGGAAGACACCAAUUCAUGACGAAUGUCUUGUGAAUCCAAUGGCUGAAAAUGAGGACCGAGAGGAUGGGUUAGAUUGCAAUCACUUCGGUGACCUUGGUGAUGAUGGCCAUCAUCUCUGCAGAGAUCUUACAUACAAAGACAUAACUAAGGCAGAUGUCAUAGGCAUGGUGUUCGAUUCUUAUGAAGCAGCAGAAAAUUUCUAUAAGAGAUAUGCUCUUGCCAUAGGGUUUAGUGUGCGGAAACAGGACUUGAGGCGGAAGACGAACGGUGUCGUGGUCAUGCACAAGUGGGUUUGUAACCGGGAAGGGAGGCGGAGACAGAAGUUCUUGGAACUGGAAAACAGGCAGAGGAAAUCGAGGCCCAUAACCCGCGUGGGCUGCCCUGCCACCUUUCAGAUCCAUAUGGACAAUGCUGGUAAGUGGAUUGUGAAGCAGGCCAUUUUAGAGCACAACCACGAACUCGCCUCGCCGCUGGACACAUGCUUCCUCACCGAUAGAGCUCAUAUCAAGAGGGAGAAGAGGUCGAGAAGCUCAUAAAAUUCAGAAUUUGUCGGCGAAUGGAUCAUCCUGUGUACUGUUAGGUAGCGUUCGGGCAAGGCGUUCUUGUCAUCUCGAGGGAGUCUUGAGGCGAAGAGCGAUUCUAGGCUAAUUAUUAGAUUAGAAUCAUGUAAAACUUCUUCCCAUUGAAAUUAUCUUCAACUGUGUAUAUACUAUAUUAGUAUGCUCUUAUAUUGAGGGUCUUAAAUGGAAAGGGUUGAUAAGUUUGAAGAAUUGACUGCA
Punica granatum (pomegranate) is the source of this 2066-nucleotide messenger RNA. NCBI's taxonomy places the organism in Eukaryota, Viridiplantae, Streptophyta, Magnoliopsida, Myrtales, Lythraceae. The record is from RefSeq and is a predicted model, not a curated record.